Liolophura sinensis is the source of this 4355-nucleotide messenger RNA. RefSeq names its product xanthine dehydrogenase/oxidase-like. NCBI's taxonomy places the organism in Eukaryota, Metazoa, Mollusca, Polyplacophora, Chitonida, Chitonidae. Gene Ontology annotation, molecular function: iron ion binding; FAD binding; oxidoreductase activity. The record is from RefSeq and is a predicted model, not a curated record.
AUGGUGUCCCGCUACGACCAGCAAAACAACAAAAUAUUGAAUUAUGCUGUGAAUGCGUGCCUGGCACCCAUAUGUUCUUUACAUGGUCAGGCUGUCACCACCGUGGAGGGAAUCGGAAGUCUAAGGAAAGGCCUUCACCCUAUUCAGGAACGUCUGGCAAAGUUCCACGGUAGUCAAUGCGGAUUUUGUACCCCCGGGUUCGUGAUGUCCAUGUACGCUCUCCUCCGAAACCAGCCUGUCCCCAGUAUGAAGGACAUCACCCAGGCCUUAGAAGGUAAUCUCUGCAGAUGUACAGGUUAUAGACCUAUACUAGACGGCUUCCACACAUUCUCACAGUGUGACACAAACAAAAACCAGUGUUGCCGAAGGGAGGUAACUGUGAAGAAACAGGUUGCACACGUGUUCCUCAGCAGCUACAGAAAGCUUCCCAGCUCCAAAAUACAGAGAGUCUUAUGGCAUAUGACCCCACUCAAGACCCCAUAUUUCCCCCAGAACUACAGAUGGAGGAUCCGACAGAAAGCAAGAAUAUCGUAUUCAGGACCUCGUGUAACCUGGUGUAGACCAGCAAGUUUAUCUGCUUUGUUAAAAUUGAAAACUCAACAUCCGGAAGAAAAUUACAGCAUGCAAUCGCUUCGGGCCUUCGUGCCACCGCUUCGUGCCAUCGUGCCAUCGCUUUGUGCCAUCGCCGGGCGAUGGAACGAUGGGAUUGAGAUGCGCAUCAAGAACAUGUUAUAUCCAGUGCUGAUUUCCGUGAACCAUCUUCCAGAGCUGAGAAAAAUUUCUUGUCUACAAGAUGGUGUUCAAAUAGGAGCCGCGGUCACCCUGUCUGACCUACUCAAGGUUCUAGAGACACAGGUGGAUAAAUUACCAGAAUACAAAACCAGGAUAUUUUUGGCUAUUGCGGAAAUGUUACGGUGGUUUGCCGGCAAACAGAUUCGUAAUGUGGCGUGCGUUGGAGGAAAUAUAAUGACUGCAAGCCCGAUUUCCGACCUCAAUCCACUGUUCUGUGCUGCCGGAGUUAAACUGACAGCAGUAUCCGCAGAUCGAGGCAAACGGGACGUGAAAAUGGAUGACAGUUUCUUUACGGGCUAUCGGAGGACAUCUGUGAAAGAAGACGAAAUUCUCAUGUCUGUUUUCAUACCCCACACACAGAAGCACGAAUAUUUCCAAGGUUUCAAGCAGUCUCACCGACGUGAUGACGACAUCGCCAUUGUCAACAGCGGGUUCAGGGCCCGCUUUCAAGCUAAUACUGACGUCGUUGAUGACGUCACACUAGCAUUUGGCGGGAUGGGACCGACAACAGUCAUAGCCCAAAAAACAGCGAAUAACAUGAUUGGAAGGCGCUGGGAGGAUUCUCUAUUGACUGACGUGGUCAGCUUCCUGACACAAGAGCUCGAGCUGGCCAGCGACGCCCCAGGGGGUAUGGUCAAUUACCGCCGGACUCUGGCCAUCAGUUUCUUCUACAAGUUCUAUCUGAAACUGAGGAUUUCGCUUGAUAACAACGGAACAGGAAUAAACGGAAAUCGCGUUCAACAAAAGGUAAAAUCUGCCACGUUGCCUUUCCCUGAACCAACCUUGCUGAGUACCCAAGUGUUUGAGCAAGUCAGCACCGACCAGAACCCCAUGGACCCCGUGGGGAGACCCCUCAUACAUCAGUCUGCAUACAAACAGGCCACUGGAGAAGCGAUUUAUAUCGAUGACAUGCCUAGAACUGAAGGUGAGUUACAGAUGUGUCUGGUGGUGAGCCUAAGGGCUAACGCCCGUCUAGUUAGUGUGGACACUUCAACUGCUGUGAAACUCCCGGGGGUCGUGGACUACAUAGAUCACAGAGACGCACCAAGCGAGAAUGUCUUUGGAUUUGAAGGGUUUCUUGAGAUUUUUGCCACAGAACAGGUCUAUUAUGAAGGACAGAUUGUGGGCGCUAUUCUGGCGGACACUCAGGAACACGCCCUAGUAGCCAGCAAAGCCGUGAAGAUACAAUACGAGGAACAAACCGCUAUUGUUAGCAUACAGGACGCCAUCCGACAUCAGUCCUUCUUCCCGGUGGAGGACAGUGUUGGUCAGGGAGACCCGGAAACGGCGUUCUCCCAGUGUGACCACGUCAUGGAGGGAGAAGUCCAGGGAGGAGGACAGGAACACUUCUAUAUGGAGACCCAGUCUUGUCUGGUGGUGCCUAAAGAGGGCAAUGAGAUGGAAGUGUUCGUGUCCAGUCAGAAUCCCUCACAAGUACAGAAAAAUGUGGCCGAUGCCCUUGGAGUUCAGAGGAGCAAGAUUGUGUGCAAAACAAAACGAUUAGGUGGUGGUUUUGGUGGGAAGGAAUACCAUCCUGAGCUGGGCCUCAUCCCAGCAGCCAUUGCAGCACACAAACAUGGCGUGCCUGUCCGGUGCUGUUUGGGGCGCCAAGAGGACAUGAUGAUUACGGGAGGAAGACAUCCAUACUACGCCAAGUACAAGGUCGGCUUUAGAAAUGAUGGUCGGGUGAUGGCUUUGUGGAUUGACUUUUAUCUAAAUGGCGGGAAUGUCUUAGAAUCUUCUGCGAGCGUGUUACUAAGGGCGCUGCACUCGAUAGAAUGUUGUUAUAAUUUUCCAAACUUCGUUGCAAACGGCCGGGUGUGUAGGACGAAUUUACCUUCCAACACGGCUUUCCGAGGGUUUGGCUCCCCGCAGGCCAUGCUUGUCACAGAAUCCAUUCUAACAGAUAUGGCGGUUACGUUAGGUAUUACUCAAAAUCAGGUAAGGGAAAUAAACAUGUACAAGCUGACGGAGAGGUCUUACUGUAACAUGCCCAUGGACGAGUGUUCCUUCCGGCAAUGCUGGGAUCUCGUUCUCCAUAAGGUCAACUUCGAGAAAAAGCGAGAUUCUGUGAGAGCAUAUAACAGGGCAAAUCGGUGGAAGAAAAGAGGGAUAUCCAUCAUACCUGUGAAAUGGCCAAUCGGCAUCUUUGAUAAACCUGCACUAAACCAGGGUGGUGCCCUGGUACAUGUAUACACAGAUGGCUCUGUAUUACUGACUUGUGGAGGCACAGAGAUGGGACAGGGCCUUCACACCAAGAUGAUACAGGUAGCCAGCCGAGUGCUUGGUAUUCCCUCAGCUAGAAUUAUCAUCAGUGAGACCAGCACUAACACUGUCCCCAAUACCUCGGCCACAUCUGCCAGCCAGAGCUCCGACAUCAAUGGCUUUGCCGUCAAGGAAGCUUGUGAAAAGAUUCUUCGUAGACUUCAACCGAUCAUCGACGCCAACCCUGAAGGUGGCUGGGAUAAUUGGGUGCAAACAGCGUAUGAGGACAGAGUCAGUCUGUCAGCCACAGGAUAUUAUUGCGUGAAGUAUUUGGAUUAUGACAAGAGGACGAACACUGGGCGGUUUAUGUCAUAUUACACCUGUGGGGCAGGAUUCUCGGAGGUGGAGAUAGACUGUCUUACAGGAGAUCAUCAGUUGCUGAGGACAGAGAUUGUGAUGGAUGUGGGUAAGAGUCUGAACCCGGCCAUUGACAUCGGACAGAUUGAAGGUGGUUUUAUGCAGGGUUACGGUCUGGUCGCUCUAGAGCAAUGUAAGGUCACCCCCGGAGGUCACGUGCUCACCACAGGCCCGGGAACUUACAAAAUCCCCAGUGUGGGGAAUAUACCGGCGGAGUUCAACGUCACCCUGCUAAAAGGAGGGACCAUGGAGAAGGCAGUAUAUUCCUCUAGGGGGAUCGGUGAACCUCCCUUAGGUCUGGCUGUCUCUGUGUUUUUCGCUAUCAAAGAUGCCAUUAUGGCGAGUCGGGCUGAUAACGGGGAAUCUGGGGUGUUCAGAUUGGAUUCUCCGGCCACACCUGAGAGGAUAAGGAUGGCCUGCACUGACAGCUUCACUCAGACGGUACAGGAAUCAAGCAACCUAAAAGAAGACUCGCCAAAGACUCCGUGGUUUAUCACGCCGUGACCAGGUAUUCGAUAUUUGCACAGUUAAAAUGAGAUCGUAAUGUGAGGCGCUGCCCUGCCAAUGAUACAUAACGCCGUUGAGUUUCGUUGGGCCUUAUCCCGUCUAGAGGAGUUCUCGCGAGAAUGCGAUUGUUGCACACCACUGUUUUGAACGCGGCAGCACGUUUCUAAUUGAAUGCAAGUCAUAAUUUGGGUUAAUGCAUGGCUGUUACCGAUAUUGUAUGUUAUAUUGUCGUAUAAAAGUAUACAGUACAACGGUUUAUGUACCAUGUUAUGUUAAUUAAGUCGUAUAUGUAAGCUAUCUUACUGAAGAAAACAUAUAUUCUAGUUGAUUAUAUUUAAUUCCAUCUUGUACGUUGGAAAUAAACAUUAUUAAUUUUGUUAUCCUUAUCUCUGGCCUAUUUGACUUUAUUGUUUCCGUUAGAAAGAAACUUUGAG